AUGGCCAGGAUGCGACCUGUCCCCGCGGCGGCGGCGGCGUCCGGCCUGGCGCUGGGCUUGCUGCUGGCCUCCCUCGCCGGGCCCUCCCUGCAGAGCGGCGAGUGCCCGCAGCUGUGCGUGUGCGAGGUCCGGCCCUGGUUCACGCCGCAGUCCACCUACCGCGAGGCCGCCACGGUGGAUUGCAACGACCUGCGCCUCACCCGCAUCCCCGGCAACCUGUCCGGCGACACGCAGGUGCUGCUGCUGCAGAGCAACAGCAUCGCGGCCACGGCCGGCGAGCUGCAGCGGCUCUGCAACCUCACGGAGCUGGACGUGUCCCAGAACAACUUCAGCAGCAUCCGCGAGGUGGGGCUGGCCAACCUGAGCCGGCUCACCACGCUGCACCUGGAGGAGAACCAGAUCGCCGAGCUGCCCGACCGCUGCCUGCAGGGCCUGGGCAGCCUGCAGGAGCUUUACAUCAACCACAACCAGAUCCGCGCCAUCUCGGCGCAGGCCUUCGCCGGCCUGCGCAGCCUCCUGCGGCUGCACCUCAACUCCAACCGCCUCGGGGUGAUCGACAGCCGCUGGUUCGAGGCCACGCCCAACCUGGAGAUCCUCAUGAUUGGCGAGAACCCCGUGGUGGGCAUCCUGGACAUGAACUUCCGGCCCCUCGCCAACCUGCGGAGCCUGGUGCUGGCGGGCAUGUGCCUCACCGACGUGCCGGGCAGCGCGCUGGUGGGCCUGGACAGCCUGGAGAGCCUGUCCUUCUACGACAACAGGCUGGCCCGGGUGCCCCAGCCGGCCCUGCAGAAGGUCCCCAACCUCAAGUUCCUCGACCUCAACAAGAACCCCAUCCGCAAGAUCCAGGAGGGGGACUUCCGGGACAUGCUGCGGCUGAAGGAGCUGGGGCUCAACAACAUGGGCGAGCUGGUGUCCGUGGACCGCUUCGCCCUCGACAACCUGCCCGAGCUCACCAAGCUGGAGGCCACCAACAACCCCAAGCUGUCCUACGUGCACCGCCGGGCCUUCCGCGGCGUGCCCGCGCUGGAGAGCCUCAUGCUCAACAACAACGCGCUGCAGGCCGUGCACCGCGCCACCGUGGCCUCGCUGCCCAGCCUGCGCGAGAUCAGCAUCCACAGCAACCCCCUGCGCUGCGACUGCGUGCUGCGCUGGGUGGCCGCCAACUCCACCAGCAUCCGCUUCAUGGAGCCGCUGUCCAUGCUGUGCGCCGCGCCGCCCGAGCUGCGGGGCCGGCCGGUGAAGGACGCGCUGGCCCGGGACGCCGGCGAGCGCUGCCUGCCCAUGAUCGCCCGCGACGCCUUCCCCGGCCGCCUGAGCGCCGCGCUGGGCGCCACGGUGCUCCUGGACUGCCGGGCCCUGGCCGAGCCCGAGCCACAGAUCUACUGGGUCACUCCGCGCGGCCGGAAGGUCACGGGGGACACGCGCUCCGACCGGUACACGCUGAGCGGCGAGGGCACCCUGGCCAUCGCCGACGUCCGCGCGGAGGACUCCGGCAGGUACACCUGCGUGGCCCAGAACGCAGAGGGGGCGGACACGCGCGUGGUCACGGUGAGGGUCAACGGGACCCUCCCGGACGGGGCCCAGGUGCUGAAGAUGUACGUGAAGCAGACCGCGUCCCACUCCAUCCUCGUGUCCUGGAAGGUGGCCUCCAACGUCAUGGCGUCCAACCUCAAGUGGUCCUCGGCCACCAUGAAGGUGGACAACCCGCACAUCACCUACACGGCCCGUGUGCCCGUGGACGUCCACGAGUAUAACCUCACGCACCUGCAGCCGGCCACCGCCUACGAGGUGUGCCUCACCGUGGCCAGCGUCCACCAGCAGACGCAGCGCUCCUGCGUCAACGUCACCACCAAGACGGCCGCCUUCGCCCUCGACGUCUCCGACCAGGACGCCAGCACCGCCCUGGCCGCCGUCAUGGGCUCCAUGUUCGCCGUGGUCAGCCUCGCGUCCACGGCCGCGUACGUGGCCAAGAGGUUCAAGAGGAAGAACUACCACCACUCGCUGAAGAAGUACAUGCAGAAGACCUCAUCCAUCCCGCUCAACGAGCUGUACCCGCCGCUCAUCAACCUCUGGGACGCGGACGCCGAGAAGGACAAGGACGGGGCCGCGGCCGCGGAGGCCAAGCCCGCGGCCCAGGUGGACACGUCCAGGAGCUACUACAUGUGGUAA
Pipistrellus nathusii (Nathusius's pipistrelle) is the source of this 2169-nucleotide messenger RNA. The record is from the annotation of a GenBank genome assembly. NCBI's taxonomy places the organism in Eukaryota, Metazoa, Chordata, Mammalia, Chiroptera, Vespertilionidae.